Nyctereutes procyonoides (raccoon dog) is the source of this 960-nucleotide messenger RNA. Its product is annotated as olfactory receptor 6F1-like. Gene Ontology annotation, cellular component: membrane. NCBI's taxonomy places the organism in Eukaryota, Metazoa, Chordata, Mammalia, Carnivora, Canidae. The record is from RefSeq and is a predicted model, not a curated record. Gene Ontology annotation, molecular function: G protein-coupled receptor activity; olfactory receptor activity. Gene Ontology annotation, biological process: G protein-coupled receptor signaling pathway.
AUGGAUAUAACAAACCAAACAAGAGUGACAGAGUUUAUUUUUCUUGGGUUUCCUGGUGUUCUACAUCUGCGGAUCACCUUGUUUGUGAUAUUUCUUAUUGUAUAUCUGCUCUCCCUCAUGGGAAACAUUCUUAUCAUCUUCAUUGUUGUGUUAGAUUCCACACUCCAAACGCCCAUGUACAUUUUCUUAGGAAAUUUGUCAUUCCUGGAGAUCUGGUACACCACAGCCACGGUGCCUAAAUUACUGGACACCUGCCUCUCACAGGCUGUUACCAUCUCUGUUUCUGGUUGUAUCACCCAGUACUACUUCUUUUUCUACAUGGGAGCUACAGAGUGCAUCCUGCUGGCGGUGAUGGCCUAUGAUCGGUACCUGGCCAUCUGCAGUCCUCUCCAUUAUUCACUCCUCAUGAGUAUCCUUAUCUGUCUGUGGUUUUCAGCUGGAUCUUGGAUUGGGGGAUUCACUUCCCCUCUCCUGUCUACUAUACUCAUCUCACAUCUAAACUUUUGUGGGCCUCAGAAGAUUAACCAUUUCUUUUGUGACUCAGACCCCAUUUUCAAACUCUCCUGCUCAGAUACAUUUUUGGCAGAGGCCUUGAGCUACACAUGUAGCUCUGUUGUGAUUCUAAGUUCUUUCCUUCUCACUAUGUCUUCCUAUGGAUACAUCAUAGUCACAGUAAUGAGACUGCCUUCCCGUGAGGCUUGGAAGAAAGCAUUAUCCACUUGCACCUCCCACCUCACUGUGGUCUCUAUCUAUUAUGGCACCAUUAUCUUUGCUUAUGUUCGCCCUCCAGCCAAGUACAACUUCACUAUUGGUAAAUUAAUCUCAGUGUUCUACUGUGUGGUCACUCCAUUGGUAAAUCCUCUCAUUUACACCCUGAGAAACAAAGAGGUGAAGAAAGCUUUCAGGAAGGUUCUAGCUCAAAAAAGAUUUCUCUUGUUCAGAUACAUGCAAGAAAUUUGA